Molecule: messenger RNA, 2812 nt
Organism: Myotis lucifugus (little brown bat)
Lineage: Eukaryota; Metazoa; Chordata; Mammalia; Chiroptera; Vespertilionidae
Gene: PPIL2
Product: peptidylprolyl isomerase like 2
Exons: 20
Coding region: 103-1764 (553 amino acids)
Biological process (GO): protein polyubiquitination; protein peptidyl-prolyl isomerization; protein folding
Cellular component (GO): catalytic step 2 spliceosome
Molecular function (GO): peptidyl-prolyl cis-trans isomerase activity; ubiquitin-ubiquitin ligase activity
Source: RefSeq, a predicted model, not a curated record
GUACUUAAGGAUCUCGGCUGGAACGCGGCGGACGCGGCUGGCUGGGUCGUAUGUUGACGAUUUUCCGCGUUCGCUGGUCCUGCCGCCGCUGCCGCCGCCACCAUGGGGAAGCGACAGCACCAGAAAGACAAGAUGUACAUUACCUGUGCUGAAUACACUAACUUCUAUGGUGGCAAGAAACCAGAUAUCCCACAAACAAAUUUUCGUCGUUUACCUUUUGACCACUGCAGUCUCUCUCUGCAGCCCUUCAGCUACCCGGUCUGCACCCCUGAAGGCGUCGUCUUUGACUUGCUGAACAUCCUUCCUUGGCUUAAGAAGUAUGGGACCAACCCCAGCAACGGCGAGAAACUGGACGGGCGGUCCCUGAUUAAACUGAACUUUGCAAAGAACAGUGAAGAGAAGUACCACUGUCCAGUGCUGUACACCGUGUUCACCAACAACACCCACAUCGUGGCCAUCAGGACCACCGGCAAUGUCUAUGCCUACGAGGCAGUGGAGCAGCUCAAUAUCAAGGCCAAGAACUUCCGAGACCUGCUGACGGACGAGCCCUUCUCCCGGCAGGACAUCAUCACCCUCCAGGACCCUACAAAUUUGGACAAAUUCAACGUCUCCAACUUCUUUCAUGUUAAGAAUAACAUGAAAAUAACCGACCCAGAUGAAGAAAAGGCCAAACAGGACCCAUCUUAUUAUUUGAAAAAUACCAAUGCCGAGACCCGAGAAACACUGCAGGAGCUCUACAAAGAGUUCAAGGGGGAUGAGGUCCUGGCGGCCACCAUGAAAGCCCCAGAGAAGAAGAAGGUGGACAAGCUGAAUGCGGCCCACUAUUCCACUGGGAAGGUGAGCGCCUCCUUCACCUCCACCGCCAUGGUUCCAGAGACCACCCACGAAGCAGCCGCCAUUGACGAGGACGUGCUGCGCUACCAGUUUGUGAAGAAGAAGGGCUACGUGCGGCUGCACACCAACAGGGGCGACCUCAACCUGGAGCUGCACUGCGACAUGACACCAAAAACCUGCGAAAACUUCAUCAAGCUCUGCAAGAAGCAGUAUUAUGAUGGUACCAUCUUCCACAGGUCCAUCCGGAAUUUCGUGAUCCAGGGAGGUGACCCCACUGGCACAGGCACGGGUAGGUACUGGUGCUGGGCUUCCCUGGGCAGCUUUGGCUGCCCCAUCGGCCCUGAGGGGGUAGGUGGGUGGGACAUGCUGAGUUCCAGAUGUGGCGUUAGGUGGGCUGUGCACACAGUGAGCAGGCGUGGGGCAGGGUGUGUGUGGCCUGGUUUGUGCCCAGCGGCCUUGGGGACGCGCUCACUCCUCCUGACCUCCGUUCUCCUUCCCAGCUUUAUCACCUUCCGCUCCUGCGCUUACCUCGACAAGAAGCACACCAUCUUCGGGCGGGUUGUUGGGGGCUUUGACACACUAACAGCCAUGGAGAAUGUGGAGAGUGACCCCAAAACUGACCGCCCUAAGGAGGAGAUCCGCAUCGACUCCACCACGGUGUUUGUGGACCCCUACGAGGAGGCUGAUGUUCAGAUCGCCGAGGAGCGGAAGAAGACACAGCUCGCGGAGGCAGCCCCCGAGAGCACAGUGAAGAAAAGCCAGUCCAAGUCAGGGAGCCAGGGCCCCCCAACCUACCGCCAGGGGGUGGGCAAGUACAUCAACCCUGCAGCCACGAAACGUGCGGCUGAUGAGGAACCAUCCACCAGCGCAGCUAUCCCCGUGGCCAAGAAGAAGCCCAGUGGAGGUUUCAAGGACUUCAGCGCGUGGUAGCGGCAGGCCUGCUGCUCGGACCCAGCCUGUGCCCGCCCGGUUUCCCUUCUCCUGACCUUGACACUACCUCAGCUCUCCUGAAGUGCCUGCAGAAGCCGCGGACAGCUGCCUCCUCCCGGGAGCUGUCUCCUCUACCCUGGGCUCUAAAAGAUCCCUGUUCCCCUCACACCUCUUCUCAACGCCAAGAUCCUUGGGUCGGCACAGCCCACCACCUCCUCCUGCUCAGCACGCUGAAUUCUAACUCCGUUUCAUCCUUGGUUUCUCACCCCAAACCUCAGUUCCGUCAGUAAGUCUCGACAGUUCUUCCAGAAUGCACCUGGCUCUUCUCCCAGCUCUGAUGCUCAACACCAGGCCCAAGCCCGGUGUCUCACCUGCCUCCUCCUCUGGCCCUCGUGCACGGCCACACCGACGCUGAGUCACCGUCCCACAGCUGCUGACCAGCUGCUGACCUGACAGUGGCUCUCCACUGUGUCCGUCCCUCUGUGGUCUCCCUGCCCGUCAGCUGUCUAGCUCCUCUGCACCUUUAGUCACAGUGGUCCCUCACUUCUUCACGACCCCUUCACACCACCCUCCAAGCUACAGACGUCUGCAAACUCACUCGGGAAAGGCUGUUUGCACCAGCGUGGUCUCCAAGAGCCUGGCAGACCCAGGAGGCGGCAGGCAGGUGGGUGUGUGACAGCACAGGGCCCGGCUGCCUCUGGAGGAGACCCUGUGCUCCCGUGGGAGCGGCGUGGCCCCAGGGCCUGUCCCUCAGCAGCAGAGCCAAGCACCUGCUACUGCAAAGGAAUCGCUGGACAUGGAAGCUUUAUUUCUGAACCUCACACUGACACAGGCGGGGGAGGCUGUGUGUGCGCGCUUGGCAGUCCAGCUCCGAGGGGGCCUCCGGGCUAGGCCAGGCUGCAGCCCCACAGAGCGGCCCCCAGGUCGGCCCAGAGCCUUUGACAAAUGAGGUUUACAUUCUGUAGGUUAUUUUGGAGCUUACAAUGUAGUUUUCCAGAAAUUAAAAGCACUUGGAUUUUUUAAGUACCUGGUGAGGUCAUCAGGCAAA